UGAGCACAAUUCAGUUACAGUGGAAUGCCUGCAGACGUGAGUCGGAGCACCUUGUGUCAUGGCAGCCGAUGUCAAAGUGACACCAAAGUGUAGUUUAGAUUCUAAUGAUUGUGUAACUCUUCAAAAUAUUUUAAUCUCUUUCAAUGCACCAAUCACAGAGCAACAUGCGUGGGCCCUGUGUCAUCAGUGUGCGAAGUGUUUCAAAAACGCUAUUGAGAUUGAUAGAGAAAGGUGUCGUGUAGUGUCUAAAUUGGAUCAUAUCUUAAUUCAUAGAGAAGGGCAGGUGCAUUUCAACACAGUGCUUGUACAAGGAGGGAGCAGCGAUAUAGACUCCCCGCGGAAACCAUUUUCAUCAGAGCACAAGCUGGUGUCGUACCUGGGCAUCGUCAUAUUUCGCGCCCUGGACUUCGGGUUGAGCGAAGAGGAAGAACGACAUCUGAGUCCUGACUUGGAGAGGCUCAUAGACAUGAUGACAGCUGCCGGUGAGUUUGAGCACCACUUUCUUUCUUUCUUUCUUUUACUCCGGACUCGACUUUAA
Molecule: messenger RNA, 538 nt
Organism: Zootermopsis nevadensis
Lineage: Eukaryota; Metazoa; Arthropoda; Insecta; Blattodea; Termopsidae
Source: RefSeq, a predicted model, not a curated record